Molecule: messenger RNA, 2079 nt
Organism: Bufo gargarizans (Asiatic toad)
Lineage: Eukaryota; Metazoa; Chordata; Amphibia; Anura; Bufonidae
Gene: IFT25
Product: heat shock protein family B (small) member 11
Exons: 5
Coding region: 114-533 (139 amino acids)
Biological process (GO): intraciliary transport
Cellular component (GO): intraciliary transport particle B; centrosome; cilium
Source: RefSeq, a predicted model, not a curated record
CGGGUUAUGUGACAUCAUUUCCGGAAGAAAAGAAAAAGGUCCUCUGGUUUCUUAGUAACGCCAUAGCAACAAGACGGCGAGCCUGAAAAGCGGACUUGCCUGGCGCUGGCGACAUGACCCGGGCGGGUAACCUGUGCCUGAGCUCGACCGGAGCGCAGGUGUCUCUGGCCACUUCCAGCGAUGACAGACACCCGGCCGAGCACAUCAUUGACGGAAAUCCAGAGACGUUUUGGACAACGACAGGAACGUUCCCUCAGGAAUUCAUUAUCAGUAUGAAUGGCUUACAGAAGAUUGGAAAAAUCAUCAUUGACAGCUCAUUAAUACGAAGCUUAAAAAUCUACACCAGCGCAUCCAAAGAACCGACAAAUUUUGAGACGUGCGUGGAAAGAGACCUUGAGCAUGUGGAAGAACAGUUCCAGACAGAGGAGAUCGCAAUUCCUGGGGUUCAGGCGAUUCAUUUGCGCUUUGUGAUCCUCUCUGGAUACGAUCAAUUUGUCGCAGUGCGCAGUGUAUCUGCAGAGAGUAUGAUAUAGACUAUGGGCGACCAUGAAGCUAAAGGACUAACCCAGGAACAUGAUUCUUACUUACCUUUGUAGGACCUGGCUACUGAUUCAGAAAUAAGAGGAAGACGUGAAAUGUAUGGACUUUUUUUUUUGCCAACAUAUGUUCAUUACUUUUCUACAAGAAAUAAAUACUUAUAUUUUGAGUUUGAAUAAUUUGAUCUAAUAAAAUACCGUAUUUUUCGCUCUAUAAGACGCACCUGCCCAUAGGACGCUCCUAGGUUUUAGGGAAGGAACAUUAGAAAAAAUAUAUAUUUUUCAUCAGACCCCCAUUGUUAGUCAGAUCUCAGAUCAGACCCUUACUGGAACUUUUUUAUUUUAUUAUUCUUAACCCUUAACACCACUAGUUAUGCAAGGGACAACGAAUUGUAAAGUGCACCUGGCUGUACAGUCUUUAACUGAGAAGUUAUCAGAACACAUUGCCUUUUCACUUUCCUGUUAAUAAGAUCCCCAAUUAGACCUCAGAUCAGACCCUUGUGUUAAUAAGGCCCCCCAUUUGGACACUCAGAUUAAACCCCUAAUGUUAGGACCCCCAUUCAGACCUCAGAUCAGACAAAAAGAAUAAAUCAACUUACCUUUCCUGCUCUGGACGCAGCCACUCUAGGGAUCCAGCUCCGGCAGUUGCCGCACAGCAUGAGGUGACUGUGCACCAAUGUCCUCACGCUGUGCGCAGUCACAGCACAGUGAGCGGCUGAGAAAGACCAGGAACCACUUCCCGGUACUCCUGUACUAAUGAGAGCAUCCAUAAAUAGAAGCGCUCAUUAGUAUUCGUCUCACUAUAGGGGGGGGGGGAGUGCAUCUUAUAGGGCGAAAAAUACGGUAACUCAAAGGUGGUGUGUUUCAUAGGAAGAGGCCUGUGGGCAACACGAUGAUGCUCAUUCAAGAAAGGGAAUGGGCACAGUGCUACUGCAAACGCCGGUGCCAUCUCAAAUAGCUGAUCGGCAGGGGUCCCCGGUGUCGAAUCCCCACCGAUCAGAUACUGAUGCCCUAUCCUGGAAUAGGUCAUCAGUUAUAAUGCCUCAGAAAAGCACUCUAAGCUAUGUGACUGACGAACACCAAGUCACUGGCCUACGAACAGACCGCAGUGAUUCAGAAAGAAAAAGAGAGAAUCCAUAAUCAACAAAACGGAUACAAUAUCAUAUUUUUAUUGUUUCUCCAAAAGCACAGGACCUCUCCAGAUAUUUGCAAAAAUCAGGCUGUGGCCAGCACCGCUUUAGGUCACAACCAUCACAAACUAAUAAAUGGUAACUCCUGUUUUUGAAUGGAAGCCUGCGGCACAUGUGUGAUGCAUCUGGGAUUUACAGUUCAUUGCAAUCUGAUUUGUAGCACCUUUAAGGGGCAGUCUAUGGUCACAGAUAGGAAUUGCUCUUGUUCUGCUGAGAUCAUGGAUGUGACACCCAGCCUCAGACUAUUUUGUUUUCUCAAGUACAGUCCGUACCUCCUCUGGUUUGUACCCCCAGGGUCCCAUGUUUCCCUGUAAAUAAAAUAUCAGAUUACUAUAUGAAGACACUUAACACAA